This is a messenger RNA of Aspergillus fijiensis CBS 313.89, 1494 nucleotides long. RefSeq lists its product as uncharacterized. The transcript has 3 exons. The record is from RefSeq and is a predicted model, not a curated record. Bases 35 to 1378 code for a protein of 447 amino acids. Lineage: Eukaryota; Fungi; Ascomycota; Eurotiomycetes; Eurotiales; Aspergillaceae.
CCAACACACACCAACUAACAGUGCGUUAUUCAACAUGGAAGACCCAUUCAGCCAGUACAUCCAAAUAACAGAGCAAGAUCGACGCCUCAACACCCCGAUCAUCACCAUCUCGCUCCGCGCCGCAGACCCCCAAUAUGUCCUUGACCCCACUACUCUGGGCUUUCGCAUACACGCUCACUGGACCUCAGACCAAGAAAGCAGCGGCGAAGGGCAAGACCAAACCUGUAUCCUAGACUGGACCGGCGUGGAGGCGGGGCUCCUCUUAUUCCGGCUCCUGCCAAGGGGGAAUUAUGAGCCAGUGACUUUCGAGCAGAAUGACUCGAACACCAAGCCCCCGCAUCGUCUUUUGAGCUUCGCACAGCUCGAUGUCCCGGAUCGAUGGGUGCUUGCACCCGGGACCACCACCGCCCCGAUGCAUCCGCGCAUUGAACGGCACGCGAACCAUGGCCUACAGCCGGACGAGCGGUACGAGAUCCUAUGGCCCGGCGCUGAGAUCCCUCGCUGGGAACUGGGGGAUGCGAGAGAAGCAGCAGCCCCGGAGCGCAAGCGCAAGCGCAAGCCCAAGUCAAAGGUAGCCCCCCUCGUGAUUCCCGGCGGGGCUCGAUGCUCGUUCAUGCUGAAGGGGGAGAGGGAGCCGGCGCCGAUGCCGCGGGCAUGGAGCCCGCCACCACUGGAGCAGACGGAUCGAGUUCCCGGCGCCCCAGUCCUCACCGUUGAGCUGAAGGCUACGACCUCGCACUGGAACCCAAGGAAACGCCUCCCCAUAACAUGGACGAUAACGUAUCACGGCACCGCCGGGAGAGAAGAUGCUCCCCCCACCAACCCUCGACCCAUCACCUUCCGCACCUACAAUUUCUGUACUUACGGAGCCAUCCGCGCGUAUCGCCAGCGAUACAAGGAUGGAGAAUGGGAGUCCUACGACGAAGGCGGGAGCUGUCAGUUCCCCAGUGGACCCGACGACCCCUAUCAAGUGAUCGUGGGCAUGAAGAGAGAAAAGGCCGGCUUCAUCAGCCUGCGGCCGGGGCAGACGUACUCGAGGUCGGUGCAUCUCUACUCGCAAGACGAUCUGCCGCCGUAUCCGGCUACCGGGGAGGUCCUGCGCUAUCGCUUCGUUGGCUGUGUACUGGACUGGUGGGAUUGGGGCACGCUGGAGGAGCAUGUUGAUACGGUGGUGACCGUGCCUGGGUUUCUGGGCGGGGAGGUCCUUGAGCCCAGGGAUAAUGGGGGCGAGCCAGGGUGGUUGUGCCUGCUUCGAAUCUGGUCGAGUUUACGGUUCUUUGAGGUGGCUUACAUAGUCCCGGUGUGGAAGGCAGUCCUGGUGGUCCGUCCUACUGCAGAAAAUGCUGCGGUAGAAGCAGAGAAUGCUGAGUUUGGGUGAGACCUAACGCGAUGACAGUUGCUUUGUCAGCAAAAUACUGAAUCUGGGGCACAUUUAGUAUCCGGAUCUGUGCCAAACGGCGUGGGAUUCAACCUGCAGUAGUCGGAUCUGUUGAU